This is a messenger RNA of Anneissia japonica, 5676 nucleotides long. RefSeq names its product serine/threonine-protein kinase SIK2-like. Gene Ontology annotation, molecular function: tau-protein kinase activity; ATP binding; protein serine/threonine kinase activity. Gene Ontology annotation, cellular component: cytoplasm. Bases 385 to 2817 code for a protein of 810 amino acids. Lineage: Eukaryota; Metazoa; Echinodermata; Crinoidea; Comatulida; Comatulidae. Gene Ontology annotation, biological process: microtubule cytoskeleton organization; protein phosphorylation; intracellular signal transduction. The record is from RefSeq and is a predicted model, not a curated record. The transcript has 8 exons.
CAUUGCUUGACGUGCUCUGUCAGGAUUUCUUCAAAAUAACAUGGCUUGGUCCGGUGAAGUCAGAUAGGGUAGGGAAAAAGAGGUUGUCUUGACUUCGAGUCCAGAUUCCAUCACUGCGGGUUUUUUAAUCCUCAAAUCAUGUUCGCUUUUAUUUCGCUGAAGCCGAAGAAGAAUGAAAACGGAGGCCACAACGAGGACUAGUGUUGCGAAUUUGCCAGAAAUUCGCCUUAUGUGCCGACUUUCAAGGUACGGACUGAGAUCCUGUUUAUUCAGUGUGUGGUGAGUCGUCGGUCUAAACAUGGAUAGUAGUAGUGGGGUGUUGUAAAGGCCUCCUUUUAGGCCUAUUUCAGUAACUGACGUUUGUGAAGAUAGCAGCCCUAGAAAAUGGUCGUAAUGGCAUGCCCCUCUGAGCCUACGAAGCCAUCACAUCGGCGAUCACAGGCGAGAGUUGGUUUCUAUGAUAUUGACAAAACUCUUGGGAAAGGAAAUUUUGCAGUAGUGAAACUCGCCAGACAUCGGAUUACAAAAUCACAGGUUGCCAUAAAAAUUAUUGAUAAAACCAAGUUAGAUGAAUGUAACCUGAAAAAAGUUUACCGUGAAGUUCAGAUAAUGAAGAGUCUCAACCAUCCACAUGUGUUAAAACUUUACCAGGUUAUGGAAACUAAGAAUAUGCUGUACUUAGUUACUGAGUAUGCUCAAAACGGAGAGAUGUUUGAUUACCUUGACAACCAUGGCCGAAUGUCAGAAAAAGAAGCUGGGAAGAAGUUUUGGCAAAUUGUGUCAGCUGUAGAUUAUUGUCACAAACACAACAUUGUACACAGAGAUUUAAAGGCAGAAAAUCUACUACUGGACAGUAACAUGAACGUGAAGAUAGCAGACUUUGGAUUUAGUAAUUAUUUUACUGUUGGAGAGCAGCUUGCAACCUGGUGUGGGAGUCCUCCAUAUGCUGCCCCAGAGGUGUUUGAGGGUCAACGUUAUGAAGGACCUCAACUGGAUGUUUGGAGUCUUGGUGUUGUGCUGUAUGUGCUGGUAUGUGGUGCUCUUCCAUUUGAUGCCAAGACACUUCCACAACUCAAGGAGCGUGUGUUGGCUGGCCGGUUUCGGAUUCCAUAUUUUAUGUCAUGUGAAUGUGAGCAUAUGAUUCGCAAAAUGCUUGUAGUGGAUCCAUCAAAGCGUUACACAAUGCAACAGAUACAACAACACAAGUGGAUGUUGCUACAUGCUGGCCGUGAGCCUACACAUCCUAUCGUUGAAAUUCCGAGACCUGUUGGAGAAUUCAAUGAAAAAGCAUUACGACUGAUGGGAAACCUUGGUAUUGAUCAGCAGAAAACGAUUGAGGCCAUUCAGAACAAUCUGUUUGAUCACUACACUGCAAUAUAUUACCUGUUGGGGGAACGGUUGAAGAUGUACAGACACACUUUUCCUACAGACACAAAAAUAGAAGCAAGAUCAAGGAGGCCCAGCUCUAUAGCAGAUCAUGCAAUUGUACGACAACAACUAGAAAAGAUAUCAUCACAUACAGCACCAGGUUCUGCAUUGCCUUUUCAGACAGUUUUAACGCAUCAAAAGACUAGUGGACCUUUACAUGGAUGUUUAAGAGAAUCAGAAUUAAACACGCAGCCAAAUAAAGGAAGCGUUAUGUUGGAAGCUAUUCCUCAACUUUACCAAGCACGCCGUGUGAGAUCAAUGUCACCAAAGAACAUGGUCUCUUCAAUAGAUGAGGCCAAUGAGAUUGAUAUGUCUGAAGGACAAGUGGAGGUGGAGAAACCAUGUCAAAUAUUACAUCCACCAUUAACUAGUUACUCAUUUGAUUUGCCGAGUCACACAGGUCCAAGUUUGAGUGAUUUUGGUUUAGAACCCGAUGCAUUCAAUGGAUCAUUUGGUUCUGACGAAGAAAUGGAGAUUUUGCACAAUUAUCCACGUAUGUCCUCAAGGCAAAAUAUUGUUAUACAUUCAGCAUGCAAUUCACCAACAAUGUCACCAUUAACAGAACACAGACAGUUGCAGGGCAGACGUCGCAUGUCUCGAGUUCAAGAAAACGUACAGACUGGUAGCAGAACAUGUUCACAAUCGCCAAUUUACUUCCGUGAGGGUAGACGUGCUUCCGAUGGACUCUUAGCACAGGGUAUAGUAAUGUUCCGUCAAAACCAUAAUAUACCAAAGACAUAUGGCAUGUUCGAUAUCCAUCAGAAAGAACAUGACCAAGAAUGCAAUAUUGCAACGCAGGAACUAGGCCAGCUUGCCUUACUACAGACAUCAUUUACUGAGGACCAACAUGGAAUGUCUGAGAAACAAACUAAUAAAUUAGCAGCACCUUGUUUUAAUAAGCAGAGCUUUCAAGAUUGGCAACAUGUGCAUGGAAAAGUGUUAGAUGAGUCUACACAAAACUGCAUGAAUCCACUUGAAACUGGUUUAAACCAGUCAUGUAAUACUGAUCCACAGAAACUAGGUCAGAUUGGUAGUCCAACUGCCAGAAGACUUCAGCAUCAUUUGAUGCAGCAGAAAUUGAUUCAAAAGCGUCAACAGCUUCAAAAACAAUCUCAGUUAAGUCAAGAAUUUCAACAGUUGAAUUUGGUGAAGCAAGCAAGUUUUGAGAGGCGUCCACCGCCACCAAACAGAGCCGAUUCUUACAAAAUGGCACAGCAACAUCCCAUUGACCCACAUAUUCCGUCAGAUAGAAUAUCAAUUAAUGUUGCUGAAGACUAUAAACAUUGCAUCCAUGGAACUAGUAAUAAAGUUAACGAAGAUGAUGUAGAAACAAUGGAUACCUCAGAUGUUUCGUCUUUACAAAGUUCAUAUUCAUUUACUCCUUGUUGAGGAGGCUGUGUAGGUUUUUUAGGGAAAUAAUAAGUAAAUGGAGAAAACAAAAGAGGAAAUUGUAAAGUUUUUAAGGUAGGCCUAUGUGAAAGAAAAUGUGCAUUUGUUUGGUCACAUUGAAUGAAUGAGAACCUUUUGUUUUCAUGUUUUUUUCUUUAAUGGAGAAUGUAAUGAUGAUGUGGAUAAAUCAUGUGACUCGAUUACAUAAAGUACAGUUGGAUGUGUUGAGUAUUGGAACUUUCUGUAACUGCGCUGUGGUGGUUACGUCAUAACCUUUGUGGUUAUUUUUUACGAUACAGCUUUUUCUCAUUGUUUGUUCUGAGAUAAUGUUGUUUUAGGUGCUUGGUACAGUAUUAGAAUGUCCUGCCAACCUACAACAUUCUCAAUAUUUCUUUGUUGUUUUACUCAAUUUGUAAGUUUAUUCAUUGAUGACUCAUUUUCCAUCAAGUAUGAUAAGUGAACAAAUCUCAGAAGGUUGAAUAAUCAUUUGCAAUAAACAUGUAACAUUCUAUAUAAUAUUAAAUUUGUUGUCUUUGUAGGUUAUCUUUAUGGUAACAAUCAAACAACUCAGUUAAAUGGCUUUGUCAAGGAUGUGAGUGGGUAUUAGUUGUAUAAUUUGUGUUGCAUUAUACACUAUGAUGUUGCAUCUAAACUGAUUUCAUGAAAAGAUGCAUUGGUUGAAAUACAAUGAAGACUACAUUAUUUCAGGUAGUGUGUGCUAUAUAAAUAAUGAAUUUUCAUUUUUUGUGACUUGUCCAAGUUUAUUUGUAGAUUAUGGUAAAGCUUUAAUUGCAACUCAAUAGAAGCAAUACAAAUUAUUUUAAAAUAUGUUUUAGUUUUACAAUGAAGUUGACCAUUAAAAUUAUAAAGUAGACCAGUAGCAUAGAUUACCAUAUAUGGUGCUUCAUUAAUCCAUUACUUGUUGCAGUUGUAUCUCACCAAUUGAGUCUAGAUUCCUCUGAUCUCUUCAUGUUUAAAGUAUAGUUUAUAAGGGACAUGUCAGUUUUUACAUGUACACACACGCCCAUACAUGUACAUUGGCCAGGGAUGUGGGAAUUUUUUUUUUAUUCCCCCUCUGAUAAAUCAAACCACCACCACCUACUUCAUAAUAUAGUAUCAAAGUGAUGCUGAAAUUCACCAUUCACAUACUAGAAUCACAGUUACAAAACAAUUUACUCAAUCCUACAAAUCAUGUCAGUAUAAACAAAAAUUGAAAUUGUAGGAUCUGGGAGACUCUCAUUAAGACCAGGGAUCACAAGCAUGUAAGCCACCCAGCAAAUUAUGUAAUUAAUGAUAAUUUGAAAAAGAAUAGAUUCUCAUUAGAGCUCUGGUCCUGGACCCCACCAAGGUGCCAAGUUUCUCCCAUGACCUCUGAUACUCGAGAUGACCUCUGAUACUCGAGAUGACCUCUGAUACUCGAGGGUAUAGAGGUUAUAUGGUUGCAUGCCUGUGGAUACUCAUUCAAUUGUACCAGAGUGGGCACCCUUAAGCACCUUUACACACAUUGACUCUUAUACAAAUAAAGCACACACAAUCUAUUAUUUCUCCAAUUUUCUUUGGUUAAUUUGUGUUUAAUAGCCUACAUUUAUGUAAAUUUAUUAUUUUUUUCCGAUGUACCAGUAGGGUAAUAUUUUAUCCACAAAGUAAUUCUUUUUAACUGAAUUUUAGUCCUGCAAGAUCUUAUUCACACAUAGUAUGCUUCAGUAAUGCAAAAUUAUAGUCGCAUCAUUGAAAAAAAUCCCCAAAAAUCAUUAUAAUUCCCAAUAACAAACACCACUUAGAUGAUUUUAUGUAUCACAAAAUUUGUUUUGACAAUGCUAAAUGAAAAUUUGUGUUUGUAUGUUUUAACAUGAUAUUUCCUAUGGCAAUGUAUGUUAACAUGUGUUGUCUUUCAUAAGGAAAAUAAAUGGCUAAUUUGAGUUGUGGCCAAAAACAAAAAUAAUAACAUUAGGUCAGUAGUGUAAAUGUGUAAUCAUUUUAUUUUACAUUAUUUGUAUUUAUAUUCUCACUUUACUAACUUUUCAUUCAUUUUACUUGUCUAAUUCAUAGUGUAGAUUGUAGCGUUACACAGUUGUACUGGUAUGUACAUUAAUGUAGCAAUACAGGUUCUUUCUUAAACUGUAAAUGUUUUGUGCCCCUUGUAGCACUACAACUGUAAUUGUUACAUUAAUGUAUCACUGUGCAGUUUUUUAUCCUGUAACUGUAACUUGAUGUAGCGCUAUGCAGUGUCUUACCCGUAAAUACUAUGAACAUUCAUGAGUUCUGCACAGUGUUUUAUUCUGGUAUGUACAUUGAUGUAGUGCUACACAGUUUAUUAUACAGUACUGUAAAUGUUACAUGCAUUUAUGUAGAGAUAUGCAGUUUAUUGUACUGUAAAUGACACGUACAUUAAUGUAGCGUUACACAGUGUUUAUUCUGAUGUAUAAUCCAUACAGUGGUGUAGCACUAUGCAGUUUCUUUUACUGUAAAUGCUACAAGAAUAUAGUGCAACUGUUUUAGUUUCCUCUGGUUUAUAGAUUGCUGUUGACGUCAUCGAUAGUUGUUAAAACGUUCGUUGAAAAUAAUUCUAAUACAGACGUUCGUCAUGACAUUAUGUGAGUCAACGUUUUACGUCAGAACAAAAGUGUUACUCGUAUUUCUUGUUGGACGCAUUCUUUUCACUUUGAAACGAUUGCCGAAUAUUACGAGAGUAUUAUCUUAAAGAGAACUAUAUACUCACCACAUUGAGAUACUUUUUCUUCUCAUGGAGGUUGAGAAUUUUAUUAAACCGGAUUUGAAAUCCGGCGAUUGUCGUUCAAACUGUAUUAUUUUAAUUUAUUAUUCUCUUGUCAAUAAACACAUACAAACAUGUCAAAAUGA